AAUGGCGGAUAAUAUACCCGUUUUCACAAUACAAGAAACUUCUUAUCCUGAAAUUAAUAAUUUGCAUAAGUUAAUGCACGAAAAUGUCUCUUGGAAUAUCUCUAGAGAUUUUUUACAAUCAAUAUACGACUCUUUUGAAAUGAAAACUUUCAACGCCGUUGCAGAGGAUGGCGAAAUAAUAGGAACUUGUUCAAUGUCACCUAUCGAGGAUAUUCCAGAUUGCUACAUGUUUACUUCGUUUGCCGUGAAAAAAUGCUAUAGAGGAGCCGGUAUAGGCAGAGAACUAUUGGAAAAAGCUGAUAAUAUAGUUAGAAAUAGUAACGCUUUGGUAAACGCCGCCGAGGGUACUGAUGAUCUGUACAAUCGUAAAGGAUAUACUCUAACUGAUUUUAUUAUUCAUGGCGUUUUUGAUGUCCCCAUUCUAAAUGAUGAAUUUAAACAGAAUAUCAAACAAGAUACAGCUGUUAUCAUUGAAGUGACGAAUGGAAAUGAUAAGAUAAUGGAAGAAGUAUUAAAUUUUGAUCAACGCGUUGCCUAUUCGAAGAGAACGCAAUUCGUUAAGUCUUGGUGUCAAAAAAGCGAAUAUACAUUAGUGGCAUUAAGAAAUAACAAGUGCGUUGGCUAUACUUGUUUAUGGUAUAGCGAAUUCUACAGAGUUGGUCCACUAUUCGCUGAAGAUAAUGAUGUUGCAUCUCUCUUAUGGCAAAAAUCUGUUGAAAAGUUGUCCGGGGAGAAGAUAUUGGUUGAAAUUUUUGAGGAAAAUAAGGAUGCUCUAAGCCUAUUUGCCAAAAGUGGUUUGACAAUAGAAAGAAACAAAAAAUACGUUAACGUUAGAUUUAAUAGUAAAGAAAUUGUGAAAUUUAAUAGGAAAUAUGUCUAUGCACUCUCUUCAACUGAUUGUCCAAUUCUUGUCUAA
Molecule: messenger RNA, 916 nt
Organism: Dimorphilus gyrociliatus
Lineage: Eukaryota; Metazoa; Annelida; Polychaeta; Dinophilidae
Source: the annotation of a GenBank genome assembly